AUGCGCACACUACUUAAGGAAGUCCAGGGGAUCGACUGGGGCGAUGCGGCUAUUAUGAACUGUAAAUGGAAGGGCCCCAGAUUGAGGGACGUUCUACUUCGAGCUGGGGUGACGUCGAGCCUGGAUCGGGACUUAUAUGUUGCGUUUUCGUGCUACCAGGUACAAUGUCAGGAGGAUGAUUGGUUUGGUAGUAGUGUGGAGUUGAAGAGGUGUCUGGAUGAGGAUAUGGAUGCUAUUCUUGCUUUGGAGAUGAACGGUUCGCCGCUCACACCGAACCACGGCUAUCCGGUCCGAGUGGUCCUCCCCGGCAUUGCGGGUGCUAGGUGGGUCAAGUGGCUCGAUCGUAUCACUGUGCAAGACCAUGAGUCGUCGAAUUUCUACCAGCAGCGCGAUUACAAGGUUCUGCCGCCGGAUGCGGUCGAUAGUGCUUCGGCGGAGCCCUAUUGGGACCGCACACCUGCUAUGUGUGAUAUGCCUAUUAAUUCGGUUGUGGCGGUGCCGGGCGAUGGGGAAACAGUUCAUCUUUCAGAAUCGAGUACUCUUGAGGUGAAAGGGUAUGCGGUGCCGCAUGGCGCGGACGGUCCGGUUACGGGUGUGCAGGUUUCCGCCGAUGGAGGCCAGACAUGGGUGGAUGCUGAGAUCGAGGGUUCUUCUCUUGAGAGAAAAUGGUGUUGGGUUUUGUGGAGAGCGAAAGUCAGGGUUGAGAAAGGAACUGGAAAGCAGGUUCUGAGUCGUGCAUUUGAUAGGGGUGGAAAUGUGCAGCAGGAGCAUUCGCAAUGGAAUCUGAGGGGUGUGGGAUAUAAUGGAUAUGGAAGGGCAAGUGAUCUUAUCGUUGUUUAG
Aspergillus oryzae RIB40 is the source of this 840-nucleotide messenger RNA. Its product is annotated as putative sulfite oxidase. The coding region runs from base 1 to 840 and encodes 279 amino acids. The record is from RefSeq and is a predicted model, not a curated record. Gene Ontology annotation, molecular function: oxidoreductase activity; molybdenum ion binding. NCBI's taxonomy places the organism in Eukaryota, Fungi, Ascomycota, Eurotiomycetes, Eurotiales, Aspergillaceae. The transcript is spliced from 2 exons. Gene Ontology annotation, cellular component: mitochondrion.